AGGGCGCUGCAUCUCCGCGCCACCAAGACCUUCCGGGACCCGCAGGACACGGUGCGCCGGACGGGGGAGGAGUGGCUGGUGACGCUAGCGCAGAGCGAGGCCUACAUCCCGGACGUCUACGAGGAGGUGGUGGGCAUUGUGGACAUCACCACACUGAGCAGCCGCCAGUACUGCGUGGUGUGCGACCCCGUGGGGCCCGACGGCAAGCCGCAGCUGGGCCAGGAGAAGGUGAUCAAGGGGGAGAAGUCGUUCUUCCUCCAGCCAGGGGAGUCUCUGAAGGACGGGAUCCAGGACAUCUACAUCCUCUCGGAGGACGAAGGGCUGCUGCUGCGGGCCCUGAGCAAGCUGGAGGACUUGGAUGAGGACGGUGGUGAGCUGCACCGGAAGCCGGGCGAUCGCUGGCUCAUCCGGGGGCCCCUGGAGUACGUGCCGCCGGCAGAGGUGGAGGUCCUGGAGCGGCGCCGCGCCACCCCCCUGGGCGAGAACGAGGGGAUCUACGUGCGGGACAUCAAGACAGGCAAGGUGCGGGCGGUGAUCGGUCACACCUACAUGCUGACGGAGGACGAGGAGCUGUGGGAUAAGGAGCUGCCCCCCACCGUGGAGGCCCUGCUGUCCUCGGGCCAGGACCCUGUGGCCGACCGCUCCAGGGCCCCCCCCCAAGAAUGCGAGGACCGGCCCCGCGACACAAGACGGGUGGUGAGUUACCAGGUGCCCCACAACGCCGCCGUGCAGGUGUACGACUACCAGGAGCGGAAGUCCAGGUGAGUGGGGGA
Chrysemys picta bellii (western painted turtle) is the source of this 773-nucleotide messenger RNA. Lineage: Eukaryota; Metazoa; Chordata; Testudines; Emydidae. The record is from RefSeq and is a predicted model, not a curated record.